Symsagittifera roscoffensis is the source of this 487-nucleotide messenger RNA. RefSeq lists its product as uncharacterized. The record is from RefSeq and is a predicted model, not a curated record. The transcript has 2 exons. Lineage: Eukaryota; Metazoa; Xenacoelomorpha; Acoela; Convolutidae. Bases 3 to 458 code for a protein of 151 amino acids.
GGAUGGGUUACAUGAGGGCCGUGGGGGCUUUGACGGGAUGUGAUCCGAGUGAAGAGAGAAUGGAAGGUGAUUCGGACUCGGCCAACUCAUCAUCGCAUGAGCCGGACGCCUUAGAGGAAUUUCAGCCUGGAUAUCCGCACCAUCAGGGAUCCAGAUUGGUCCCUUCGUCAUUCUCACCCUCUGGCGCAGACUCAGCAGUGGACUCCCCUUUAGCCUCCGAAAUGGGCACUUAUGGUCGAUCUCAUGCGAAGAGAAGUCAACAACUACAAGUGGCCACCACAACAACCCCAGCUAAUCUGAAUCCUAACACACUGUCGCCAAUCUAUGCUAUAGAAAGGAGUCCAGAUAUGUACUACCCUCCUCCCAACGGGCUACCAGGAGUCCAGGGAAAUCAUCAUUCAUCCCUGGGUUACAACCCGCCCUCUGCACUGAGAUCCAAUAGAAAGGAGCUGAAUUAGCGAUGCCGAACUUCUGGACUUGUCUCCGA